AUGGGUACGAUUUCCAAGUCUACAAACUCUCUUGCUUUCUUCUUCAAUCAUUAUUCUCAUCUUAGGGUUUCUUCCAAUGCUCAAAUUUUUUAUUAUUAUUGUCGUUGUUUUAGUGCUACUUCUGCUAAAAAUCCCAAUAGUGGUAGACGUAAUGUGGAAAGCCCCAAUCAGUUCUUGAAAUCUGUCAGAGAUCGAUGCAGAUCUCGCAGCUUUAGGAAUCUUGAUGAUGCCUUAGGCGUGUUUGAUAGAAUGCUUCACAUGCACCCUUUGCCUUCCCUCAUGGAUUUUAAUCAAUUGCUGAGUGCAAUCGCAAGAAUGAAGCAUCACUCAACUGUUAUUACUUUGAUUAAAGAAAUGGAACUGUCAGGAAUUGCUCCCGAUGAUUAUAUUCUGACUGUUUUGAUUAAUUGCUUCUGCCAUUUGAACCGGAUGGAUUUCGGCUUCUCUAUUUUAGCAAGAAUUUUGAAGCUUGGUUUACAACCAAACUGUAUAAUUCUUACUACUCUUGUCAAGGGGUUUUGUAUUCAGGGUAAAAUUACUGAAGCUGUUAAGUUGGUCAACAAAAUGGAGAAGAUAGGCUACAAACCUGAUAUAGUUACCUAUGGAACCAUAGUGAAUUGUUUGUGUAAAAUAGGUAAGACCGGUGAAGCUAUUGGGUUGCUUCGGAAAAUGGAAGAAAGAAAUCUUGAACUUAAUGUAGUGUUGUAUAGCACAAUCAUUGAUAGUUUAUGUAAGGACAGAUUGGUAACUGAAGCUUUGAUUAUUUUCUCUGAAAUGACAAAUAGAGGAAUUCAGCCCGACGUUCUCACUUACACUUCUUUAAUUCAAGGCCUAUGCAAUUUCGGUCGGUGGAAGGAGGCAACUAAACUAUGGAAUGAGAUGGGGGAAAGGAAAAUCAUGCCUGAUUUGCAUACAUUCAGCAUAUUGGUGGACACACUUGGCAAAGAAGGGAAGUUGACAGAGGCUGAAGAAAUUUUUGAUGUGAUGAUUCAGAGAGGCAUAAAGCCUGAUGUAGUCACGUACAAUUCUUUGAUUGAUGGUUAUUGUUUGCAAAAUAAAAUGGAUGAAGCUACCAAAGCAUUUAAUAUGAUGGUUUGAAACGGUUGUUUGCCUUCUGUUGUUAGCUAUAACAUAUUGAUCAAUGGAUAUUGUAAGAAUAGAAAAAUUGAUGAGGCAAUA
Messenger RNA from Corylus avellana, 1179 nucleotides. The record is from RefSeq and is a predicted model, not a curated record. Lineage: Eukaryota; Viridiplantae; Streptophyta; Magnoliopsida; Fagales; Betulaceae.